Messenger RNA from Cutaneotrichosporon cavernicola, 1854 nucleotides. RefSeq lists its product as uncharacterized. The coding region runs from base 1 to 1854 and encodes 617 amino acids. Lineage: Eukaryota; Fungi; Basidiomycota; Tremellomycetes; Trichosporonales; Trichosporonaceae. The transcript has 4 exons. The record is from RefSeq and is a predicted model, not a curated record.
AUGUCCGGCGCGCGGUUCAGAACAAAGUCGCGUCUCCGGCGCCUUGCCCAUGCCGAUGAGGGGUACUACGACACGCAGAAGCGGCGGCGACGCUUAUUCUUCUUCCUCCGCCGGUCGCGUCGCUCUCUCCUCGCACUUAUCGUCAUCCUCCUCUUGGUCUUUACAUUGUUUAUGCGCCACACUCCUUCUCCCGACUAUUAUGGCAGCGUUAUUGGCAGGAGGGCUACCCCGAUGGCCCGCACCGCGCGUCUCACUGAAGCUGCGGGGCAGGCACCUAGACGCGUCCCGCGGGUUCCAUUGCCCGAUGAGGUACGUAGCGCCAAACACGCUCUUCGUGGGGCGAUGCUGCAUGUCAAUCCGGAGAGUCGCGUACACCCCAUCUACCAGCUAAUCCGCGAUGGACGGGCUGCGUGGGAUGCCAAGAUUGCCCGACAGAGCACUAGCCUACGCCAGGCGACAGACGAGUAUGUGCGACGGUAUCGCCGCGCCCCGCCGGUCGGCUUUGAUAGGUGGUGGCACUAUGUUGUGAAUAACAGUGUACAGCUACCCGACGAGUAUGACCAGAUCGACAGAGACCUGCGCCUCUUCCGCGCGCUGCAUCCUAACGACAUCUUGCUUCGUAUGAACCGCGCAGCCCGCGAUCCCGACACGUUCACUAUUAAGGUCCACCACGGACUCAUGCGGUCUACCAGUAGCGUGAAUUCCAGUGAUUUUCUUCACGUCGAGCGCAAGGAUGGACAGCUCGGGCUGAUCCGUCCCAUUGCGGCGUAUCUCCCCGACAUGAUGGCUGUGUAUACCGUCCACGACACGCCGUUCAACUUUAUCAGUCAUGCACAUCGGGAGGACCUGCUUGAUCACGUCGAUGACGAUGAGUUGACGACAAAAUCGACCUCACAAUGCGCGACGGCAGACAAGACGUUCAUCGUCGACCACAAGGCCAGCAUGGAUCCUUGUGCCCAUCCCGAGCUGGUGCAGUUGCACGGUUUCUUCUCGGGCAAGGUACCAGCUGUCGAGGAGCUCAGUGCCAAGUUUGCCAUCUCCAAGACAUGGUUGCAUGCCGACGUGCUCGGCAUCCCGCCCGAGAUGGUCGCUGACAACGUCACCCUCAUCCCCUGGUCGCGCAAGGUCCAAAACCGGCUGCUUUGGCGUGGCGCCAAUACCGGCAUGUAUUACUCUUCCGGUAUGGAGUGGCGCGACUCGCAUCGUGUGCGCCUCAUGGAACUCGGAGAUGAGGCCGAGGGAACUGCAAACAUCCUCGCCCCGCCUGGCCGUAUGGAGGGCCGGAGUGUUGGCAAGUCGGCAAUGGAACAGAAUGUUGGGCUGGCCAACACUGCGCAUUUCGACAUGGCGUUUGUCGAUGCGCCCAUACAGUGCGACGAUGAGGACGGGACUUGUGCAGAGAUCGCCAUAGAGUACCCCUACCGAGAAAGGGUUAGUCGCGAUGAUGCCGACCGACACAAGUACGUCGCUGACGUUGAUGGGAACGCCUGGAGCGCUCGGUUCCAGCGCCUUCUCAUGAGCGGCAGCCUUGUGUUCAAGGCGACCAUCAUGCCCGAGUGGUACAACGACCGCAUCCAACCCUGGGUGCACUACGUGCCGAUCAAGCUCGACUAUACGGAUUUGCGGGACGCGCUUGCGUUCUUCGCUGGCGAUGUUGAUGGCAAUGGCGGGCGCGACGACCUCGCCGAGAACAUUGGCAUGUCGGGCCGCGAGUGGGCUGAGACAUUUUACCGCAAAGAAGACAUAGUCGCCUACGUCUUCCGCCUCUACCUCGAGUGGGCCAGGCUGCAGGCUCCCAACCGCCGCGUCAUGGCGUUCAAGUACGACCCUAGUAUGGAGGCCGACCGUUCAUAG